AUGCAUCUCGUCGCCAGGAUCGACCGGGAUUUCCUCCACGGAGGGAAUUUCUGGUCACACAAGAACCCAGUCUUUUCUAUCGAGAUCCCCUUCUUCUGGCGCAGACGCCCGCGCCUGUCUCUGGGAGAUCUGCCUGUCGAGAUCUUUGCCACCAUCUGCCGCAAUCUGUGCGCCCACUGCCAGCGUCAGCACGUUGUCGAUCUCCCCCCUGACGAGAUCGGGUGCGCCCUCGAGGCUCAGCAGGCUCUGUCGCGCCUGAGCCGCACGUGUCGCCGCUUCCGCAACGUUGCUCAACCUAUUCUCUUUCACUGCUACCACUCGGGGAGACAGCCUGAUCUGUCGACAAGUCCCGACUGGUGGGGUGAUACCGAGGCUAGGAGGCGUGAGAUUGAGACUCUCGAGACCUUUCUGCGCACACUCCUAGAGAGGCCGGACUUGGCCAAGGAAGUUCGUGCUCUAGCCUUCUUUGCGCUUAGAGAAGUACAGGCUCGCGAGGUGUCACCCGAGACACAAGCUCUCUUCCGACAAGCAGGCGAACGUGCUGGCUUUCGGGCCCUGCCUUCGUAUGACCAUGUCGAACCCAAGUGGUUACAAGAGGCCGCCAUCAUGGCUGCGCCCUUCCUUGAGCAACUACUCAUCUACCGGUCAUCAUCAGAGGGCUUACAGUACUUGAGAGACUCACCCUUUUAUCUGCCCAACCUCAAGUAUUUGGUGUUGCCUGGCCAGGGCAAAUACCCCGACGAGUGCUGUCACAUCCAACAGAUGCAAGAUGUCCUGGCCAAGGCGCAGAACCUCGAGGUGUUGGCAGCCAUCGAUGCUGACUGUGGAACUGAUAUCCCCCUCCGUGAGCGCUUCCGCACAGAGCCAUGGGAUACAGCCCUAUCAAGUCUCCGUCGCCUAUCAUUACACGGCCUAGAUCCCGACAACUUGGCCAAGAUCCUCCGCCGUAGUCCUGUCCUAGAAGAUCUAGAGUACUUUUGCGACAUGGACAAGUACACCGUGCUUCAGCACGAUCACCUCAGCCCCGUUCGUCAGUCAUUACGGCGACUAUGUUACACCAGCACAACAUGGGAGCACACAAGCGGCGGCGCCGAUGACAUGAUAGAGCAAAUAUCAAUGUUUCUGCGCUGGGACACGUCUCUCCGCGCUGACUUUAGCUUUGUCGAUUUUCCGCGCCUUGAGAUUCUCGAGGUUGAGCAGCUUCUUCUCUACGGACCUGUGUUUGAUGAUGAGGAGCGGUGGCAGCGGUUUGAUGGCAUGAAGGAGAUUGGUCCUGAGAUCUUUAUGGCCAGUUUGCCCUCGUCAUUACGCAUCUUGCACAUCGGCAUGGUACUCGCCUGGCCAGAGCUCCACCGCGAUCUACUAGGCAUGACAGAGAAGCUAUACCGGUUCCAAAACCUGAGCAUCGUGGCCGUAGACCCCUACGAAGAGCCUCCCUCCGAACAAGGUAUCGUGUUUCGGAUAGGACAGACAACGCAGGUGCCCUUUGGGAGGGGCAUGCUUGGCGUGAGGCCGGGCCACCCUGAGCCUCUCGGGGGUCAGGAUCUGCGGUUUCCCCUGGAUCAUAGGAAUCCGGGGCAUUGGGACUUUUUGGAUUGGUAG
This is a messenger RNA of Fusarium vanettenii 77-13-4, 1602 nucleotides long. RefSeq lists its product as uncharacterized. The record is from RefSeq and is a predicted model, not a curated record. The coding region runs from base 1 to 1602 and encodes 533 amino acids. The transcript is spliced from 2 exons. NCBI's taxonomy places the organism in Eukaryota, Fungi, Ascomycota, Sordariomycetes, Hypocreales, Nectriaceae.